AUGAUCGAUUUCGGUCAGGUGUUAACGGCCAUUGGGGAUUUCGGGCCCUUCCAGAUGCGCCUCCUGGGGGUGAUCUGCCUCCCCAACAUCUUUUCAGCCUUCCACAUGUUCGUGCAGGUGUUUACGGGUCUGAACCUUCCUCACACCUGUAACACCGACUGGAUCCGUAAACAAGGACCCAACCUGACCCGGGAGGAGCAGCUCAAUCUGACGGUACCUACAGAUAACGCGGGUGAAUACGAGAGGUGCCUGAUGUUCACGCCUGUCGAUCUGGAACUAGAGGACAUCAAAGCCUACGGGUUAAACAGUACAGUGAAAUGUACUGAAGGAUGGAUUUAUCAGGUACCCCAGGGGACCAGCACCCUCAUCACUGAGUUCGACUUGGUUUGUGACAGUAAGAGUCUGAAUGAAACCUCUCAGUCCAUCUACAUGGCCGGACUCCUCGUCGGAGCUCUGCUGUUCGGGCCAAUGGCUGACAGGUACGGCCGGCGUUUUGUCCUCCUCCUCUCGUUGCUGCUGCAGUUCUUGUUUGGUGUGGGUGCUGCGUUCUCACCUAACUUCUACGUGUACAUCGCCCUCCGCUUCGUGGUGGGAACCACCAUAUCUGGCAUCACCAUCACUACCAACAUCUUAGGUCCCGAGUGGUGUAGCAUGUCCCGCCGGUCUCUCUUCACCAUCCUGUCUCACUGUUGUUAUGCUCUGGGGCUGAUGGUGCUGUCCGGGUUGGCCUACGGGAUCCGUAGCUGGAGGAUCCUUCACCUGGUCACCUCAGCUCCACUCGUCAUCCUCGGCUUCUACUUCUGGAUCCUGCCGGAAUCAGCUCGAUGGCUCCUCACUCAGGGCCGACAGGAGGAGGCUAAGAAGAUCAUCCUACAAGCGGCGCGGAUCAACGGCAAGGAAGUUCCCAAGUCUCUGCUUGACAAGCUGGAGGCAGAGAACACGGUGAGGACCGGCAGCAUACUGGACCUGUUCCGGGUGGCAGCUCUGAGAAAGAGAACGUUGAUCAUGUGCUACAUCUGGUUCGUGAUCAGUCUCGUUUACUACGGGAUCAGUCUGAACGUGGGCAACUUCGGCCUGGACAUCUACCUGACGCAGCUCGUCUUCGGCAUCGUCGAGGUUCCCGCCCGGCUCGGGUGCUACCCGCUGAUCGAGCGCUUCGGGAGGAAGAAAUCUGAGAGCGCGAUGCUGCUUCUCGGGGGAACGUCGUGUCUGCUGAUCCUCGCCAUUCCAGCAGAAUACCCGGUUGCGGUGACUAUCAUCGCGGUGGUAGGAAAGUUCUCUCUAGCCGCGUCAUUCACGAUCGUGUACGUUUACACCACCGAGCUCUACCCCACCGUCGUCAGGCAGAACGGGGCGGGAUUAAACGCCAUGUGUGCCCGUGUGGGUGGAAUUCUGGCUCCUCUGAUUGGUCUGUUGGAUGUUUAUCAUCAUGCCAUUCCCAUGGUGAUCUACGGGAGUCUGCCGUUUUUGGGCGGGGCGCUUUGCUUUCUGCUGCCCGAGACGCGGAACACUGAGCUGCUGGAUUACACCGACGCCCUGAUGGAGAAGAACACAAAUGCAAAGAACGGAGGUUGUGGAACUGAAAUCAACAAGCAAGACGUGACCGAAGAAACAAUGAAGAUCACAGUGUUAUGAGAUGAUAUGAGAUGUUUUAAGAUGAUACAAGAUGAGAUGUUAUGAGAUGUUAUGAGAUGAGAUAUGUUAUGAGAUGAUGAGACGAUAUGAGACAUUAUUAGAUGUUAUUAGAUGUUAUGAGAUGUUAUAAGAUGUUAUGAGAUGAUAUACAGGGGUUGGACAAAAUUACUGAAACACCUGGUUUUAGACCACAAUAAUUUAUUAGUAUGGUGUAGGGCCUCCUUUCG
This is a messenger RNA of Trichomycterus rosablanca, 1862 nucleotides long. RefSeq names its product solute carrier family 22 member 13b (gene slc22a13b). Gene Ontology annotation, biological process: transmembrane transport. Gene Ontology annotation, molecular function: transmembrane transporter activity. The coding region runs from base 1 to 1635 and encodes 544 amino acids. Gene Ontology annotation, cellular component: membrane. Lineage: Eukaryota; Metazoa; Chordata; Actinopteri; Siluriformes; Trichomycteridae. The record is from RefSeq and is a predicted model, not a curated record. The transcript has 10 exons.